UUAAUUAUAAUUUUAUAGAGUUUAUAAUCAAUCGGUUGUUUGUCAGAGUUAUCACGUCGAGCUUGCAUGGUUUCCUGUUCAUGUACUUAUAUAUUUCGAAAUCUGUUUAAAAGUGUUUAGUAGUCUCACAGCAUCCAUACACAAUGGCUGCAGACCUAAGGAACAAAGUGGUGGUAAUAACCGGCGGAGCUGAGGGAAUCGGUUUUGAAAUAGCCGACAAAUAUCUACAGAAAGGAGCCAGUAUAACUAUAUUACUGGAUAUCAACGAGAGACUUGGAGAAGACGCUGUGAAAAAACUUACAACUACAUACGGUAAAAAUAAAGCACUAUUUAUUAAAUGUGAUGUAACUUCUGAUGCAGAUAAGGUAUCAAAAAAGAUAUUUGAUAAUUAUAAAGUGGAUGUGCUCGUUAAUAAUGCUGGCAUCCUAAACGAAAAUCUUCUCAAGAAAACCAUCGAUAUUAAUGUAACCGCUGUUGUUGAAUGGGGUUUAACUUUUUGGCACCACAUGAGAAAGGACAAAGGCGGUAACGGAGGCACAAUUAUUAACUUAGCUUCAAUCUAUGGCUACAGAGUUGAUCAAUUCCUUCCUAUCUAUCAAGCUUCAAAAUUCGCUGUUAUGGGAUUUACAAAGUCUUUGGGCCAUGUAGCCAAUUACACGAGAUCUGGAGUGAGAGUAGUAGCCAUCUGUCCUGGUUUUACUGAAACGAAGUUGACGGAUCAGCCCCCAAUACGGGAUAUGGGUCAAAAUGACGAGUUCGAAAAGUUCUUGAAAUCCCAAGAGUGGCAGAAGGUGGAGGCAGUGGGUAACGCCGCGGUGGACAUCUUCCAAAGAGCUGGCAGUGGAUCUGCUUGGCUUAUCGAGGGUGCUAAACCUAUUGUAGAAGUAUGUAAAUAACAUUCAGCUCCAUGUUUAUUUGUAAACAAAUUUUACUCGAACUCUAUUGGCUAUUUCUGUUCAAUAAAUAUUAAUAUCCGUGUGGUUUC
This is a messenger RNA of Trichoplusia ni (cabbage looper), 985 nucleotides long. Its product is annotated as 15-hydroxyprostaglandin dehydrogenase [NAD(+)]-like. The transcript has a single exon. Gene Ontology annotation, cellular component: cytoplasm. Lineage: Eukaryota; Metazoa; Arthropoda; Insecta; Lepidoptera; Noctuidae. Gene Ontology annotation, molecular function: oxidoreductase activity, acting on the CH-OH group of donors, NAD or NADP as acceptor. The record is from RefSeq and is a predicted model, not a curated record. The coding region runs from base 144 to 896 and encodes 250 amino acids.